AUGAUAACAAGGAGGCUUCACAUCUAUAACCUCGAGGGAUGUCUGCUGAAAGAACCCACGUUCAAUCCCGAUAUAUGGUACAAGGACUGUACCAAAAACAUAGAGAGCUUAUGGGGCAACAGUCCAGUGUUGUUGAACUGGAUUUUUUCAGAACAGGAUCCGGAAUUUUAUCUCAACAAUGACUUGGUUCGACUGAUUCGAUUGGAUGAAAUGGACGAGGAAACAAGGACUGUGGUAAUCUCUGAUAAACCCUACCUGGAGUGUAUUGGGCCUAUCAAGUCCAUGCUGGACUCGGUGGAAAUCAAGUGCGAUUUGGUUCUAACAAGUAGCAGCUUGGGAAAUUCAAUGCAGAGAAAAUGGGAAUAUACCAAGAAGGUGAUACAAACGAAUCUGCAAUAUUUGGAGGAGGUAUUGUUCUAUGGCCCUUACGAAGAAGAAACUGAGAUGUUCAUCUCCAGCUUCCACCAACUAGGCGUUGAACUAGGAUUUCAGACUCAUUACAUAGAGACUCCGAAGCUGGCCAUAUAUCUCCAUCCAGACUCUGAACUGGACGUGGUGUCGCAGAUUUUGGCCCAGACCUCUGCCACUUUCGGCAAGAAGGGACCCACUUUGAAAAACUUGAUUGGAGGCUCCAUCAGCUAUGAGCUGUCGACAGAAUCACAGAAAAUACUAAUUGAGUACUUCAGAAAAACUCUGAACCUUUCUUCGGACUGGAUAUUCGACUGCAAGGCAAUUCCGAUAACCAGUCCCUUUAAAGCAGUUCCCAAGGCUAUUCUCGAGCAACUAGGGUUGAACGAGCAUGUGACCAUGGUACCAGCGUCAUACGGAAUUUCCCCAAACGAUGACACGAUAAUGGUGAAAAUGAUCAGCAACAGAGAAUUUACCCAGUGUUUCUACGGAGAUUUGGGACUACGCAUAGCCUACAAGAAGGAUACCCCCGAUCUGCAGUCCAAUCUCUCGCGGAUAAAGUCGUGGAAUCUAGUGGAUGAUUAUUUCGAGGUUCAGACCGUUGUUAAACACAGAAAAUUAUAUAGAAUCGUGGGAAAAAUACCACAAACUCGCGAAAAUAUCCCAAUUCCGGGGGAGGUUACCGAGGGUAUUGAUAGUGAGAAAAUCAGAUUAUCUGAAAAAGGCAUCUGA
Messenger RNA from Kuraishia capsulata CBS 1993, 1140 nucleotides. RefSeq lists its product as uncharacterized. Bases 1 to 1140 code for a protein of 379 amino acids. The record is from RefSeq and is a predicted model, not a curated record. Lineage: Eukaryota; Fungi; Ascomycota; Pichiomycetes; Pichiales; Pichiaceae. The transcript has a single exon.